Molecule: messenger RNA, 1596 nt
Organism: Chenopodium quinoa (quinoa)
Lineage: Eukaryota; Viridiplantae; Streptophyta; Magnoliopsida; Caryophyllales; Amaranthaceae
Product: WD repeat-containing protein 89 homolog
Exons: 8
Coding region: 120-1283 (387 amino acids)
Molecular function (GO): protein binding
Source: RefSeq, a predicted model, not a curated record
UAAGGCUAAUAACUAAAAUAACGUUAAAAGCUUGAACCCUAAAUUGAAUUAAAAACCAACCCUAGCAUAAUCAACCGCCACUCCCCGCCAUUGUUACAAAGCUCGAAGCAAACACCAAAAUGGCAGCAACAGAAAUGGAGGUCGAAGUCGAACAACAACCACUAUCCAAUUCAAACUCAACCCCAUUAAAACGAUUUGGCCUCAAAAAUUCCAUCCAAACCAACUUCGGUGAUGAUUACGUCUUCCAAAUUACUUCCAGGGAAGAUUGGUCGGCUAUGGCGGUUUCGUUGUCGAAUGAUUUGGUGAAGCUUUACUCGCCAACAACAGGGCAGUAUAUUGGAGAGUGUCGAGGUCACACUUCUACUAUCAAUGAAAUCGCUUUCGCCGAUUCUUCGUCGCCGCAUCUUUUGCUUUCGUGCUCGUCUGAUGCCACAAUUCGAGCUUGGGAUACUAGAAAUCUUCAACAGGUGUCUUUGAUUAAUGCCGGUCCAUCUCAGGAGGUUUUUAGUUUUUCGUACGGUGGAGUAAAUAAUCUUCUUGCUGGGGGAUGUAAAAGUCAGAUACUUAUCUGGGAUUGGAGGAAUAAAAAGCAAGUUGCUUGUUUGGAAGAAUCUCAUGUGGAAGAUGUGACUCAGGUCCGUUUUGUUCCUGGUACUCAAAACAAGCUUCUUUCAGCCUCUGUUGACGGUUUGAUGUGCCUAUUUGAUACUUCUGGAGACAUAAAUGAUGAUGACCAUCUAUAUUCUGUGAUGAAUGUGGGUACAUCAAUUGGAAAAAUUGGGUUUUUUGGGCAAGACCAUGAAAAGCUUUGGUGUCUGACUCAUAUUGAAACCUUAAGCGUCUGGGACUGGAAAGAGGAAAAGGUUGUAGCUGACUUCCAGGAAGCUCGUUCAUUGACCUCUGAGAGCUGGGUUCAGGAUCAUGUUGAUUAUUUUAUUGAUUGCCAUUGCUCAUCAGAAGAUGAUCGCUUAUGGGUGAUUGGAGGCACAAAUUCGGGCACCAUUGCCUACUUUCCUGUAAACUACAAUGGGCGAGCUAUGUCUUCCCCUGAAGCUAUUCUCGAGGGUGGCCAUGCUGGCAUUGUCAGGAGCAUCUUGCCUGCCCCUGGCUUGCCCGGACAGUCAUCAAACAGUGGUAUAUUUGGGUGGACAGGUGGCGAGGAUGGUCGAUUAUGUUGUUGGAUGUCUGAUGCGACUUCUGAUUUGAACCGCGCAUGGAUAUCAAGCUCCCUGGCAGUGAAGCCAAGUAAGACUCGCAAAAAAUCUAGGCAUCAACCCUAUUAGCGAUUGGUUCAACUGAUAUGUUUUCCGCUCUUUUGUAUGUCUUAACCGGGUUAAUGCGCUCCUAUAUUUAUUCAUUUGCCAGUGGUGACCUUUAAUCCACCAGGUGUGUUUCAUAUUGUUUGGAACAUAAUAUGUUAUCUUAAUUCUUUAUCUUAUUAGGGUUACAAUUUUUGUUUAGUGAAAUUUGUUAUUCUAUUUCGAAAGUUUCAAGAUAUAAGUAAAACUCUACAUAUGCAGAUCAGGCUACUUACAAAGUUACAUUCACGAAUAUACAAGGACCUCUGUGGAAAAUAGAUUAAUGGUUUUAAAGAAA